This is a messenger RNA of Vitis riparia (riverbank grape), 1109 nucleotides long. RefSeq names its product S-locus-specific glycoprotein S13-like. Lineage: Eukaryota; Viridiplantae; Streptophyta; Magnoliopsida; Vitales; Vitaceae. The record is from RefSeq and is a predicted model, not a curated record. The coding region runs from base 84 to 1109 and encodes 341 amino acids. The transcript is spliced from 2 exons. Gene Ontology annotation, biological process: recognition of pollen.
CCCAUCUUUUCUUCGCCUUCUUUUGUGCCUGGAUUUGUCUCUCAGUUCCCUUGGAGUUCUGUAUUGCAGCUGAUUCCAUAAGGAUGCACCAAUCCAUAAGCAAUGGUGAGACUUUAGUUUCCUCAGGCCAAAGCUUUGAACUAGGCUUCUUCUCUCCUGGAAACUCCAAUAAUUGGUACUUAGGAAUAUGGUACAAGAAUACACCCCAGACAGUUGUAUGGGUUGCCAACAGAAACAACCCCAUCACAGAUUCUUACCGAGUUUUAACCAUCAUCAACAAUGGCCUUGUUCUUCUCAACCGGACAAAGAGUGUAAUCUGGUCUCCCAAUUUAUCAAGGGUACCAGAAAAUCCAGUUGCACAGCUCCUGGAGACUGGAAAUCUUGUUCUUAGGGACAACAGUAAUGAGAGUUCUAAAAGCUACAUAUGGCAGAGCUUUGAUCAUCCAUCAGACACACUGUUGCCAGGCAUGAAGAUGGGAAGGAACUUAAAGACUGGUGUACAACGAAAUUUGACAUCAUGGAGAAGUGCAGAUGAUCCAUCCCUUGGAGACUUCUCUCUCAGAAUCGAUAUUAAUGUGCUGCCUUAUGUUGUUCUUGGUACGGGAUCGAGCAAAAAAGUCCGAUCUGGGCCAUGGAAUGGAAUUGAAUUCAAUGGUCUUCCGGCGUUGAAAAACGGGGUUUUCAAAUCAGUUUUUGUUUACAAAGAGGAUGAGGUAUAUGCGUUCUAUGAGUCUCACAACGAUGCGGUUUUUACAAAACUAACAUUGAACCAUUCAGGUUUCGUCCAGCGUCUUCUAUUGAAAAAAGGGAGCUCUGAAUGGGAUGAAUUGUACUCGAUACCUAAUGACCUUUGUCAAAAUUAUGGGCGGUGUGGUGCUAAUAGUAUUUGCAGAAUGGGCAAGUUGCAGAUUUGUGAAUGUUUGACGGGUUUCACACCGAAUUCAGAAGAAGAAUGGAACAUGUUUAAUACAUCUGGUGGAUGCACACGAAGAAUGCCUUUAGAUUGCCAAAGUGAAGAGGGAUUUGUAAAGGUAACAGGGGUGAAAUUGCCCGACUUAAUAGAUUUUCAUGUGAUUUUGAGUGUGAGCCUUGGGGAGUUGGCUGUUUGA